AACAAAUGUGGUUCACAAAAAAUCCAUAGUGAUCCAUAUAGAGGUUGCUCAUCAUCUCUCCACAGGUCAAGCCAUUUGAGAGAGAUAGAGAUGGGUGGUGGUGGUGGAGCUAAGGAGGAGAUGGCGGUGGUGGAGAGCAGAGAGUGGUAUUUAUCUUCCUAUGUACCAGAAGGUGUUCCAACGUCUGAUCAUAUCAAACUCCGUACAGUAAGCUUAUCAGUAGACGUUGAUUCAAUCCCUGAUCAACAUGUGGCGAUUCAGCUCCUGUGGAUCUCUAUAGAUCCAUAUAUACGGUCCAGAAUGACCGGUCAUGACGAUGGGCUAUAUUUUCCCCAGUUUAACCUCAAUCAGGUAAUAACUGAAUUUGGGAUAGGGAGGGUAAUUCGAUCCAAGGACAGUAAUUUCACUGAGGGUGAUAUUGUAAUUAACCCUUUUUCUCCGGUUGCCGAGUAUUGUGUGAUGCCAUCUGCUUUCCUUCGAAAGGCUGAUCCAACGGCUGGGAUUGCGCUGCCAGAUUAUCUUGGUUCUCUUGGAGUGCCUGGGUUUACUGCAUGGGUGGGAAUAGGGGUUCUUGGGAACCCUAGGCCAGGAUCAAAUGUGUUUAUAUCUGCGGCAGCCGGAGGUGUCGGAAUUUUCGCCGGACAGUUGGCAAAGCUUAAAGGGUGUCGAGUCAUCGGAAGCACUGGAUCAGAUGAAAAG
Messenger RNA from Camellia sinensis, 699 nucleotides. The record is from RefSeq and is a predicted model, not a curated record. NCBI's taxonomy places the organism in Eukaryota, Viridiplantae, Streptophyta, Magnoliopsida, Ericales, Theaceae.